GACAUGAAUCCAUGUGAAAACGGCUGGUGUGAGGAGACUAUGACCCGAUAUAGAUGUCACUGCCCUAUCGGAUUUCAAGGAAAACGAUGUCAUGAACUUGACACAAAUCGGCCUGCAACGACCCAGGAUAUUGUUGUUACCUGUGUGAAGGAUAUCACAGUAACAGUUGAGCUUGGUAUUCCGAAUAAGUCGGUAGAGUUCACCUCACCAUCAGCUGUCAAUACAGAAGUACCUGUCGUCCUAGUCUCUCAGAACUAUAAAUCGGGUGAUGAUUUCACAGUCGGGUCAACUCUCGUUGAGUACAUCUUCGCUGAUGAGAGCGGAAACCAAGCAUCUCGUUGUACCUUCAACGUCAACGUCAAUACUGUCGAUACCACCCCUCCAGAGGUACAAUCCUGCCCUUUUAACCAGACAUUCUCAGUUAUCAAAACCACCACACCAAUCGCUUGGACACCACCAACAGCCAGUGAUGCGUCUGGAAUUGCAUUCAUCGUCGCCAACUAUGAACCUGGAGUUAAUGUCUCCGUGAAUAGCCCCAUUAGCGUCAUCUAUACUGUGACCGACAACAGUGGCCUUGUAAACACAAACUGUUCUUUCAACAUCACCCUCGUAUCUGUAGAGACACAAUGGGAAUGCACGUCCUCGAAAUGCUACCACGUUAAUCAAAGGUGGCCAACUAAUUGGCAUGACGCUCACAGCUUCUGCCUGACCCUUGGACCGAUAACCACGAAUGCAGGAGACAGACAACCAUCCCUCCUAUUUGCAGAUACUGAAGAAGCGUCCCAGCUCGCCUUAAUACUCGAGACAGGUGAUAAAUUUCUAAAGUCUGCAUGGAUCAACUGUAAUGACAUGGAAACCAAUGGGAUCUUCAUGUGCGACGUGGAUGGCAAGGGAGCUGUGCAGAUUAAUUUAACCGAUUGGGCAAAAGGUCGGCCAAGCGGCUACGGAUAUGAAAAGUGUGUAGCACUGACUGGAGAAUACAAAUGGCUUGAUUUACCAUGUACUCUCUAUCUAAACACCAUCUGUCAGAUCGUCUUAUAAAAGACCGUUGGUAUUUUCCGGUCGCGAGGAAUAUUCAGGCAAAUAAUGCACUGAUUUAACCAGCCUAGAAUAACGAGUACAAGAGAAAGGCGUGUAAAGUACUGUAGAUACACUGUCGCUCAUUAAGGUGAAAUUUUGUUUUUU
Molecule: messenger RNA, 1185 nt
Organism: Strongylocentrotus purpuratus (purple sea urchin)
Lineage: Eukaryota; Metazoa; Echinodermata; Echinoidea; Camarodonta; Strongylocentrotidae
Product: hyalin-like
Exons: 5
Coding region: 4-1041 (345 amino acids)
Source: RefSeq, a predicted model, not a curated record